Molecule: messenger RNA, 1341 nt
Organism: Schistosoma guineensis
Lineage: Eukaryota; Metazoa; Platyhelminthes; Trematoda; Strigeidida; Schistosomatidae
Source: the annotation of a GenBank genome assembly
GUUUGCCCAGUGACCUUACCCACCUCAAGGUCUUCAGGAGCUGUUUCAAAGUUCAAGAUCAAUUUCGAUUUUGCUAACUUUUCCGGUGAGACUAAUUUAUUGACGAUCUUUGAGUGACUCUGGACUGACCUUGAGAGUGACCACUAAAUAAUCACGACCAAACCAUAGUAUUAUAAUAGUAUUCAAAGGGAUUUCGAUGAUCUUCCCGAUAGCUUCAUUGCUUAAUUCUCCUGAGUAAAAUGCAAUCUCGAAGUCGUCCUCAAAGCAACCUCAAAAAUGACUCGCGAAAUAGGUUUCAAAUAGAACUGGAAUUUGUCCAAUGUCUUGCGAAUCCUAACUAUCUAAAUUUUCUUGCACAGCAAGGUUGGUUUGAAAAGCCAAAUUUCAUAAAGUAUUUGAAGUAUUUACUGUAUUGGAAGGACCCUGCAUACUCAAGAUAUCUCAUUUAUCCGUAUUGUCUUCACCUGCUUGAUCUUUUGCAACAUGCGGAAUUUCGCUCUGCUCUUGCACGAGGUCAGAUAUGCCGAAUGAUCGAUGAUCAAAUUCUUCUUCACUGGCAGCACUAUAUGCGUAAGCGUGCAGCUCUUAUAGCUAAACACGUUGAAGAAACUAUACAACCCACUUAACUUCGCGUCUGAGCUAUGGAAUGUGCUAAGUCGUUCAUAAAUUGAUUUUCAUUUCUGGAGAUGUCUUUUUGCCAUCAUAUCAGGCGUUUACUAAACACUGAGCUCUUUGUUUGGUCUCAUUAUACUUGGAUUUUUUUACGAAAUAAGAUUUUGUUGACAAAGUAAACCAAGAUCAUGUAAAUUCAUUUCAGUGCAUUGGCUUUAAUCGAUUUCUGUUAAAUUUCUAAUAUUUGAUUUAUUUUGCUCAACUCUUUAUAUUAAGUUACUCUUCUUGAAAUUAAGUAUAUAUUUGGGUAUUAGCCUCCCAGAUGGAACCUGCAGUUUUGCUCUGAACACUUCGAACUGACUGUUGGGAUAGUUCGCGUAUACCGUAGGCGCAUUUAGUUCUGGUGUCUGUUGGAGUGCUUAAUAACUGUACUGUUUACUUGUCUCAAUUCCAACAUAGGGCAAUUAUCUAUGCCGAGACCUAAUUGCAUUUCAAACAAAAAAUUGUUUUUAACUUCAGCGAAUAAUUGAUUAUCGUAUGCUGAACUUAUGCUAAUUGUUGUUAGCAGUGUAAUGUAGUCCUGUUCUUUUAACUCCACUUAUGCAAAUAGAUGUUUGAAUACCGACGUCUAAUCACCGCGUAAACCCUUAAUCAGUGUACCUAUAAUUUGUUAGCAUUUCUCAUUAUCCCUGUCCUAUACUCAAUAAGACGUUUCAUUGUCUCUUAUUU